Episyrphus balteatus (marmalade hoverfly) is the source of this 1661-nucleotide messenger RNA. RefSeq names its product probable cytochrome P450 313b1. NCBI's taxonomy places the organism in Eukaryota, Metazoa, Arthropoda, Insecta, Diptera, Syrphidae. Gene Ontology annotation, molecular function: heme binding; oxidoreductase activity, acting on paired donors, with incorporation or reduction of molecular oxygen; monooxygenase activity. The coding region runs from base 137 to 1639 and encodes 500 amino acids. The record is from RefSeq and is a predicted model, not a curated record. The transcript has 7 exons.
CAUUUUGAUUUUUGCCUUAGAUGCGUGCGGUAAACUGAUUUUGUGCUGCGAAGAAAAAAUACGAAAACUUUAAAAAAAUUUCCUUUGAUUGCAUUUAACCUGUCGGCGCAGUUUGAAAAAAAAAAAAAAAACAAAAAUGAUAAGUACAAGUGUUUUGUUGAGUGUUAUUUUGAUUUUAUGGAUAUAUUUCCUGUGGUCUCGGCGUCAAUAUUACAUAGUUGCAUGGAAAUUACCUGGUCCAAUAGGAUUACCAUUUUUGGGCGUUGGAUUAAAUAUGACAAAUCCUGAGAAAUUCCUUUCAUAUCUGACUACAAUAACCAAUAAUUACUCAAGCCCUUGUAUUUCGUGGAUGGGUUCAAAAUGCUUUCUGUAUGCCGCUGAUCCCGAAACAAUUGAAACAGUUUUUAACUCACCAAAUUGUACGAAUAAAGGAGAUUUUUACAGAUUUAUGGCAGCUUCAAUUGGUGAUGGUUUAUUUACAUCGAGCAGCCCUCGAUGGAAUAAACAUCGUAAGCUCAUCAAUCCAGCUUUCAGCAGACAAAUCAUAAAUAAUUUUCUACCAAUUUUCGAUUCGGCUGCAAAUAUUUUACUAGAAAAAUUCCAAACUUGCGGUGAUCAAAAACAGGAUAUCUACGAUCUACUCAAGAAAUGUGUUUUACAAACAGCUUGUCAAACAACCAUGGGCAAAAAAAUGGAAAUUCAGAAUGAUAAAUCUUCAGAGGCGGUCUUCAAAUCUUACAAAAACAUUAUGGAUGUUUCAGUUCAGCGUAUGCUUUCUCCAUGGUUAUAUCCUGAUGUAUUUUAUAAAGUCUCUUCAUUAUAUACAACAGAACGGAAUACUGUCAAGAUUUUAUAUGAUUUUAUAGAAGGACUCCUUCAUUUUAAAAAACCAUCAACCGAAAGCGAAACAGUUUUGAAAUCGGAAUUGGAGAGUGACAAUUUAAGCAGAAAAUCAAAGAGUAUUUUUGUAGAGCAAGUUCGAAACUAUGUUGAACAAGGUCAGCUAACUUGGGAAGAUAUUCGAGAUGAGGCAAAUGUCAUCAUAGCAGCGACCUUUGAAACAACAUCAACAGCUUUAUACUUUGUAACAUUGUGUUUAGCAAUUCAUCCCGAAUACCAAGAGAAAUUGUUCGAAGAACUUGUGUCAAUAUUUCCUGAAAAACAAUUUGAAAUUACCAAAGAAGACUUGGAACAAAUGACCUACACGGAAAUGGUUAUCAACGAAGGAAUGCGUUUGUUUUCACCUGUUCCCGUUGUGAUUCGAACUGCUUCCGAUGAUUUCUAUUUGAAAAAUGGAGUUAAAAUUCCAAAGGGAACUCAAGUUGGUAUUGAUAUUUUUAACAUGCAACGGAAUUCCAAAUUCUGGGGACCAAAAGCAAUGGAAUAUGAUCCAGAUCAUUUCAGCGAAGAAAAUAUGAGCAUUCGACAUCCUUUUGCCUUUGUUCCCUUUACAAAGGGCUUGAGAAUGUGCAUUGGCAAUCGUUAUGCUUUGCUAUUGAUGAAAGUUUUGAUAGCAAAGAUUUUUCGAAACUUUGAAAUACGUGCAGAUGCUAAAAUUGAAGAUCUGAUAAUAAAAGGAACUAUAUCGCUAAAAUUGAGACAUUAUCCUGAGUGCACUAUUCAGGAACGAGUGCUUUAAAAAUUUUUAUUUUUUAUUUUUU